Aphanomyces invadans is the source of this 2917-nucleotide messenger RNA. RefSeq lists its product as hypothetical. NCBI's taxonomy places the organism in Eukaryota, Oomycota, Saprolegniomycetes, Saprolegniales, Verrucalvaceae. The record is from RefSeq and is a predicted model, not a curated record. The coding region runs from base 334 to 1833 and encodes 499 amino acids. The transcript has a single exon.
CGAAUGGGCGCGUUCCUGUGUGGCGUGUGCGCGCAGGGACGUCCAAAGGAUCGCAAACUCGCGGGUGCACCGGCCACGAGGCGACAGAGGUGCUUCCGAGCGACCCCCGGUGGAAGCUGCCUCCCACGCCGCCGCCCCCCUCUCGGUGCACAAAAACGCCCCUGCCCGAACCUGGCGACUUUUUUCAUUCAUGUGUCGUCGAAUCGCCCAAUCGGGCACGACAUGGCCACGACCGGCGACAUCGCACGCCCGCGUUUCAACGACAAAAUCGCACAUGAUCGUGGGGGUCGAUCACUUUGAAACACUUUCAGGAGCGUCGACGUGAGGUUCGUCAUGCGCCUUGCUCAUGUGCUGUACGCUGUCUUGGUGCUGACGUCGUUUGCGACGGCCGAGUUGGGUGCGGUCUCCGGUGGGUUGGACCGCCAUGUGACCACUGCUGGUGCCUCGCACGACGACGAUCGCGCCGCCGCCGUCGAGCCCGUGCGACGCAACAAGCACCGCCAUGCGCAACCGUAUCGUUCCACCCGCGCCAACGGCUCGCGAUCCAAGCAGCUUCCCGACCGCCGUGGCAACAACCCCACGCGUGCCAACGAGAACCGACCUCGCAACAUUGCGCAGCCGUACCGUGGAAACCGAUCGCCACCACAACGUCGAAGUGCCACCCCACGAGCGCAGGGACAGCAUCGUGGCCGACCCACGCCGUACCGUAGCGCCUCCCGCCGCGAAUCGUUUGAACUUGGGGGACAUGGCCGCCGUCCCGCCAAGAAAGAGUUUAAAAAGUUUGCCAAGAAGGUGGGCAAAGUGGCCAAGAAGGGGGUAAAAGUCGUCGGGAAGGCCGCGGCUGUGGUUGGCAAGGUGCCUGGCCUUCAGUUCGUCCCCGGUCCCAUCGGCUUAAUCGCCAAGGGAGCGCAAGUGAUCAACACGCUUCAAAACGCCAAGGGCAAGGGUGGCUUGUUGCGCGCGGGGCUGAGUCUGGCUGGCCAGGGUGCAUUGGGGGCCAAAGCCCAAAUGAUUGCCGGUCGCGUGAACCAGGUCAAGGCCGUGUACGACGCCCGAAAGAAUCCCCGUGCCUUGAUCGGGGCUGGCCUGAACUUGGCCGGCAGUGGCAUGCUCGGGAAGGGUGCGCAAUCGUUUGCCGGCAAAGCGCAAGGCGUGCUGAACAAGGUGGACAAGGUCAAGGCUGUGUACGAUGCCCGAAAGAACCCUCAAGCGUUUGCAAAUGCCGCGCUCGGGUUGGGUGCGAGCGGGAUGCUGGGCAAGAAUGUGGCGACCAUCGCCCAGAAGGGCCAAAAGGUCAUGCACCGCGUCGAGCAGGUGCAAAACAUUUACAAGAACCGCAAGGACCCCCGCGCUGCGAUCGGCGGCGUUCUUGACAUGGCCCAGGACGGUGCAUUCGGCAAGCGCGGUGUCGCGCUCGCUGCCAAGGGCCAGCACAUCGUGAAGCGCUUCGACCAAGCCAAAGCCAUCUACGACAACCGCAGAGACCCUCGCGCGGCGGCAGGCGCUGUUUUGGACAUGGCGCAGGACGGCGCGUUCGGCCAGCGCGGCGUCCAGCUAGCUGCCAAGGGGCAGCAGAUUGUGAAGCGGUACGACCAAGUCAAGGACAUUUACGACAACCGAAAGAAUGUCCCGAAAGCGUUGCAAAAGACAUGGGACUUCGCCAAGGACGGCGGCUUUGGCGCCGGCGCGCAACGUGCUGCCAACAACGCCGAACAACGUGCCAAGGAUGCCGCCAACAGACUCGGCCACCGCGUCGAGCAAAAUGUGAAUCGCGUGCUGCAUCGCCAGGCGUCCCCCCGCGCGCAGCCCGCGUCCCGACGCCGCGGAUUGUAGUGCUAUAUGUGUCCAGUGAUCUCCAUGACCAUUCCAACGUUGUGUCGCCGUCUUUACGUUGAGCACCGACAUUGUGCGUGGGUAGAAUCGAUCCAUCACAUGGACGACCAAAUGCCAAAUCGACCUCCACAACGCGGGCAGCACUUUUCGCAGAUCACUUUCAAACACCAGCAUUGCAUGCUCAGGAGCGCAGAGCGACGGCGGCCGUUGCCAUCUCGCGUGCCGUCAUGCAGUGGACGAAUGGGUCGUUUGAUCACACUCGACAUCCUUGACGCCACCGGUGCGGCUCAAUAUGUCCGUCGCGUUGAGAUCUUUCGGGCAAGGACUUGGACUUGGCGCUCGUAGCUCAGUUUGGAGUCCUUGUGAAUUGGGCCUAGACGCCGGCGACGUGAAGCCAUGGACGUGCCGGCCAUGAAGACGUACCCCAUGAUGUUGGUGUUUGUUCACCAUGCGGGUGAAGAAGCGCAGUCGGUCCGUUGGUCGGUUGCGUGGACCCUUGGACGAUUGCAAGGUUGUUCUUGUCGUUGGUGUGCGAGCCCAUGGCCCCGAUGAUCGUCUUGACCAGGGAUGCGCACGGGGCCGCAGGUGGCACGGCGCAUGCGCUCCCUAGCAGUUCUUGACGGCCUGAAGGCCUCUCUUGCAGUCCGCGCCCCUUGCCGUCCGGCUUGGCACACUUGAACGGAGUUUCUCCCGUUCCCCAAUUGCCAUUUACACCUAUGCAUGCAAUCCAUUGUGCGUCGGAGGCCACCCGAUCCCAUGAGAAACACCAUCGUCCCCAUGAUAUGCGCAUCAUGACCAUCCGAGUCGGUGGACUUGGUGUAAGGAUCUUACCAGCCGACUACGGCUGGUAAGAUCAUUUCAACAUUUUGAGGCGUCAACCAUCGCAGCUGCUCGUAGGAGGUACGGUGGCGUCGACCUGUCGACUGCACCGCUGCGUGUGCGACUUUCCUCCGACGAUACCCAAAUCUACCCAACAGUUCUGAGCGGUGAUGGAUCCGCGCCUCCAUGUCUUGCGCAGGUCCUGGACGGCACUUCCAACGCGUUGAGCUCCAUGCACACGAUGUGAAUCGAGCAUACAGACGAG